This is a messenger RNA of Thalassophryne amazonica, 1479 nucleotides long. RefSeq names its product gastrula zinc finger protein XlCGF57.1-like. Gene Ontology annotation, molecular function: RNA polymerase II cis-regulatory region sequence-specific DNA binding; DNA-binding transcription factor activity, RNA polymerase II-specific. The record is from RefSeq and is a predicted model, not a curated record. NCBI's taxonomy places the organism in Eukaryota, Metazoa, Chordata, Actinopteri, Batrachoidiformes, Batrachoididae. Gene Ontology annotation, biological process: regulation of transcription by RNA polymerase II. Gene Ontology annotation, cellular component: nucleus. The transcript has 5 exons. The annotation marks the transcript as partial.
GGAUGGAUGUGUGGGUUGUCUUGUCUCACCAGUAGGGGUCAGCAGACUGCAGGUUACUUCAGUGGUUGUAUCUUUCCUUCCUGCCUGUUUCCAACUCUGAGCACACAUAGGUGUAUUAGAGAAGUUGAGACCAGCAACAGCAUCUUCAUUACACAAAGCAACACAAUGCAGGAAUGCUGCUGUGCCUUCUUCAUGUGACAGCAUACAAUGAGACAGUGAGACAUGCAACAGCUGUCCAUGUGUAAAGAAGACAUUUUCUUUGGUGAACAGCAGAAGUGGAAUCAGAGUGUUAACCUGGAGUCAGAGCCUUCAAACAUUAAAGAGGAACAGCAGGAACUCUGGAUAAAUCGGAGGGGAGAGCACCUUCAUCAGCUGGAGGAGGCUGAUGUCAACAAGUUCCCCUUCACUGUGGUCCAUGUGAAGAGAGAAGAUGAAGAAAAAUCUCUGGUGUCAGAGUUCCAUGAAAGCCAAACUGAGAUCACAGAGGCAGAACUUCAAGUGAGCAGCUCAACUAACCACAGCAUAGUUAAACUAGAAGUUGAUGGAGAGGAUAGUAGAGGACCACAACCAUUUAACACCUCUGGCCCAUGUAGUCAUUUACAACUACAUCCCAAACAUACAAGUACAGACUGUGAUGAGACUGAGACGGAUGGAAGUUUUGAAUGGGAGCAAUCCAGGGAACCUCAUUCAGCCCUUAACUGUUUGAAAAACAGAGACAUCUCUGUAAGUGACACCAGAAUUAAUAUUGCCAAAAAACAUUUUAGCUGCCCUGAAUGUGGUAAAACAUUUGGUCAAAAGAACAAUUUAAACACACACAUGAGAAUUCAUACAGGAGACAAACCAUUUUGCUGUUUUGAGUGCGGUGAAAGAUUUCGACAAAAGGGUAAUCUGAACACACACAUGAGAAUUCAUACCGGAGAGAAACCGUUUGGCUGCAGUGAGUGUGGUGAAAGAUUUGGACAAAAGAGCAAUCUGAACACACACAUGAGAAUUCACACAGGAGAGAAACCAUUUAGUUGUUCUGAAUGCGGUGAAAGAUUUGGGCACAAGAGCAGUCUGAGCAAACACUUGAGAAUUCAUACAGGGCAGAAGCCAUUUGACUGCUCUGAAUGUGGUAAAAGCUUUGCACAAAAGAGCAGUCUGAACACGCAUAUGAGAAUUCAUACGGGAGAGAAACUUUUUUGCUGUUCUGAGUGUGGCAAAAGAUUUAGAGAAAGGGGCACUCGGAACAAACACUUUAGAAUUCAUACAGGAAAUAAACCAUUUGGCUGUUCUGAGUGUGGUAAAAGAUUUGGACAGAAGGGAAACCUAAGCAGGCACAUGAGAAUUCAUACAGUAAAGAAGCCAUUUGGCUGUCUUGAGUGUGGUCAAAGAUUUGGGAACAAGAAGAGCUUGGACAAACAUAUGAGAACUCAUAUGGGAGAGAAACCAUUUAGCUGUUCUGACUGUGGUAAAAGAUUUGGACAAAAGGACAAUCUG